This is a messenger RNA of Syngnathus typhle (broad-nosed pipefish), 5181 nucleotides long. RefSeq names its product adhesion G protein-coupled receptor A2 (gene adgra2). The transcript has 19 exons. Gene Ontology annotation, biological process: positive regulation of canonical Wnt signaling pathway; G protein-coupled receptor signaling pathway; cell surface receptor signaling pathway. Gene Ontology annotation, cellular component: plasma membrane; Wnt signalosome. Lineage: Eukaryota; Metazoa; Chordata; Actinopteri; Syngnathiformes; Syngnathidae. Bases 604 to 4674 code for a protein of 1356 amino acids. Gene Ontology annotation, molecular function: protein binding; G protein-coupled receptor activity. The record is from RefSeq and is a predicted model, not a curated record.
AGUGUGGCAAACGGCUGAAAAGAAGUCCGAGAUUAGGAUUUGACACUUGAGCAAUCAACACCGGCUCCCUUCCAACUCUCUCAACUUUCUUCGUUGACAUUUCUGCAGAGGACAGGGAAGGGGGAAAAAGUGAAAAGAGACGAGGCAACUUGCAAAAAGUUUUGGAAAACUCUCCUCUGCCCCGGUGCACUCGUUCAUGCAGAUGUCAGUGUGACUUUGAGUGGCGAGUCGUGAUUUUCAUCAUCAACCGCUGGAUUAAGUUCGGGAAAGGACUACUUUCAUCUGCACACAGAGAUGGGAGACUCAAAGUGAGUAGAAAGCAAUAGUUUGCAUUUUCCGUUGGAUUUAAAAUCACCCCCCAAAGGAAAAAAAAUUGGAGCAAAAGGAACGGAGCGCCGCGCCAUGACAUAACGGAACACUAAUAACGGGACCAGUGUUUUAAUGAUUUAAAAACAAUACUGCAGCUUGUGUGUUGUACAGAAAACUGUCCCCACGUUUGCCAUAUUGGGAUCGAGAAUAACUUUCCUGUCGACCCUAGUCUGGAGGCUUCAUGCCGGAGAUAUGGGUUGACCUGAGGCUGAGCUGAGAUCCAGGCUAAGGACAAUGAGCGCGCCCGGCUUUGGCAUCCCUGUGCUGCCGGGUCGUUUAGUGGUACUGAUGCUGCUGCUCCUGCUGUCCGCCCCCGGGCCGCGGCCGUCCCGGGCGUGCCGCGGGCUGCUCGGCUGCAGCUGCUCGGAGGAGCGCUCCAAGACGCACGGAGCCCAACCCCUUGGAAAAAGGGUCAGCUGCGGCAAGGAGGACCUGUCCGAACCACCCGAUGCCAACCUACUGCCCAACAGAACCGUCACUUUAAUACUGAGCCACAACAAAAUUAGGGUCCUGAACAAUGGCUCCUUCUUUGGACUUAAUGCCCUGGAGAAGCUGGAUCUCAAGCACAACUUAAUCAGCACCAUCAUGCCUGGAGCCUUCCACGGUCUUUCAGAGCUUCGGAAACUUGAUCUGUCCAACAACCGCAUUGGCUGCCUGACUUCGGACAUGUUCCAAGGGCUGACUAAUCUCACUAAAUUGAACUUAUCAGGAAAUAUCAUAUCAACUUUGGAACCAGGCGUGUUUCAGGAGCUACCAUCCCUCAAGCUUGUGAACUUCAACUCAGAGUACUUGUCAUGUGACUGCGGGCUGCACUGGAUCCCCGGCUUCUUUCGCAGCAGCUCAGCUCGACUGGGGGAUGAAACCCUGUGCGCUUACCCGAGAAGCCUAAGGGGAAAACCACUACGAGGACUUCGGGAAAGCCAGUUGAACUGUGAUGGCCCUCUGGACCUGCACACCCUGACGCUGCUGCCCUCUCAGCGGCAGGUGGUCUUCAAAGGGGAUCGGCUGCCGUUCCACUGUACCACCGCCCUGGUGGAUAAAGUCACUGCUUUGCACUGGCAUCACAAUGGUCAGCUGGUGACCUCUGACCCAGAGAAGGGUGUCCAGUUGGAGAGCAAUGUAGUGCAUGACUGCACCUUCAUUACCAGUGAACUUAUUCUAUUCGACGUACACGUGGAGGCCAGUGGAGAGUGGGAGUGUGUGGUCACAACCGGGAGGGGAAACACAUCUCGCUCUGUUGAAAUAGUGGUCCUCGAGAACAGCGCCUCUUUCUGCCCAGAGGACAAAGUUGUUAACAACCGCGGCGAGUUCAGGUGGCCUAGAACUCUGGCAGGCAUCACCUCUCAUCAGUACUGCCUGCAGCUGCGUUACCCGUCCCUGUCUGUAGAGGGCGACACUGAGCAGAAGAAGGCCUCCCGCCUAUGUGACCGCUUUGGGAAGUGGCAGGAGGGCAACUACACAAACUGUCACUACACAAAUGGCAUCACUCGUGUCCUGCAUACCUUCAUCCUGAGGCCCAUCAAUACAUCAAAUGCUGUUACUUUGGCCCACCAAGUGCGCAAAUACACUCUGGAGGCUGCGGGCUUUACCGACUCAGUGGAUGUGCUCUAUGUUGCACAGAUGAUGGAAAAGUUUAUGGAAUAUGUCAAACAGCUGGAAGAGUUGCCAGGGGUCUUGGUCGAGAUGGGCAGUAACCUGAUGCAGGUGGAUGAUCAGAUCCUUGCUCUGGCUCAGCGAGAGAAGCGGGCCUGCAGCUCCAUAGUUGGCUCUCUGGAGUCUCUGGCCUGGCCUCAGCUGCACAGCCAUGCUCAGGACUUUUCCAUGGUUUCAAGGAACAUUGUUAUGGAAGCCCAUUUAAUUCGACCAGCCCACUUCACUGGCAUAACCUGCACUGCUUAUGAGCGCCGUGAGCUCUCAACAGCCACUGUGGGGAUGGAAAUGCCGGAGUUCACACAGGAACAACAACUGCGUUUUCGCUGCAGCACAGGUUCCCAUAAUACAUCUCUGAACCAUUUUCCCCUCAAGAAUUCAGUAGCCGUGGCCUCCGUGACACUCCCUGGAACAUUGUUUCCUUCUGAUGCGCCUCCAGACUGCAAGCUGCAGUUUGUGGCCUUUCGAACUGGAAGCUUUUUCCCUCUCUCUGGGAAUUCAAGCAAUAGUGCAGGACACUCCCGAAGGCGCACUGUCAACACUCCGGUUAUCUACGUGGGCCUGGAUGGCUGCAGCAUGUGGAACCACUCAGAGCCUGUCUGGGUGUCACUCCGCCACUUGUCCCCAGGAAAUGAUGCUGUGGCGGCCCAGUGGAGAAAACCUGGAGGCUGGAGCCCAGAGGGUUGCCAGCUAGUCCACAGUGACAGCAGAACUUCCACAAUGCGCUGUUCUUUACUUGGCAACUAUGCUGUGUUGCAGGAGGUGCCAGACUUCCCCAACUCUUCAGCCAUCUCCGUGAGAGUGCUCCACCCUGUGGUGUAUGCCUGCACUGCACUGCUGCUCCUUUGCCUCUUCACUAUCAUCAUCACUCACAUACUACACCACAGUUCCAUUCAUAUUUCAAGAAAAAGCUGGCACACAUUACUCAAUACUUGCUUCCACAUCGCCAUGACAACAGCCAUCUACGUCGGAGGCAUAAGCCUGACCAGUUACCCAAUUGUUUGUCAAGCAGUGGGCAUCGCCCUGCACUACUCCUCACUGUCAACCCUGCUGUGGAUCGGUGUUAGUGCCCGGGUCAUCUAUAAAGAAGCUAUGUGGAGAAUGCCUCUGCCGACAGAAGGGGAUUCCUCUCUUCCGCCAACUCAGCGACCUAUGCUCAGGUUCUAUUUGAUAGCUGGUGGAGUUCCUCUCAUCAUCUGUGGGAUCACCGCGGCUGUCAAUGUCAGCAACUAUGGAGACAACAGCCCUUACUGCUGGCUGGUGUGGCGCCCCAGCCUGGGGGCUUUCUUUGUCCCAGCGGGCCUAGUGUUGUCAGUGACCUGGAUCUACUUCCUGUGCACUGUGUUCUGCCUGAGGCAUCGUACGGCCAAAGAAUGCGCAGGAACCACACCGUCUUCUCCCAUGACUGAGAGCCAGCCUGGACUGGCGGCAAGCGUCAGUCUCCUGUCUACAGACUCUGUUGUGGGCCCAAUAAAUUCCAGUGUGGCUACAGAGGACCAGUACUCGCUAAAGACACAGUUUUUAAUUUUGGUGGCCACUCACUUCCUAUUCGUGGUGUUGUGGUGUUGCGGUGCCAUGGCAGUGUUCCUGACUGGGCACGCUAGCUUGUUGUUUAGUUCUCUUUAUGGAAUGGUGGCCAUAGCCCUUGGGGUGUUCUUGGUGGUGCACCACUGCUUCCGACGAGUGGACGUACAGGCCUCGUGGCUGCCGUGCUGCCCGGGUCACAGCAGCACCCAUCCCGCAUCCACCUACACAACAGGAAGUGGCGUACAAACCUCUGAGCAGGGUUCACAACUUUACAUCAACUGCCAUCAACCCGGUGGCUCGCAUAAUUCUUCAUCGACUCGCUCAUCGUCCACACCGAGUGGCAUCAGCAGUGUCGGCCCCGGGCCCUGUAAACUCACCAACCUACUGCAGGUGACGCAAGACACUACGAGCAACACCUCGCGGGCUGCUGCUGGGAUCACCGCCGGCACCAGUACUGACAAUGUCAGCAAGCCGUCAAACAAUAUUUUUCCCAGCGUUAACGCUUCCGUGCCAGUGCAUCCUCAGAGAAGGAAAGUGAAUAGCAGGACUAAAGGCAGUAGCCAGUAUCCCCAUCGCGGUGAUGGCAGAGCUCACUAUCGUCUCAAAGCUUUAAGGACAGCGGGAGGCGGGGGCAGCCUCGGCGCUUUGGGUCCCACGAGCUUGGAGCGCCUCAGCUCAUCACACGCCGUCCAUAAGCAAGCCACCAGUGAGAAUGGGAGCGUCCAUCACAGCCUCCCAGAGAGCCACGCAGGCCCUCUGACAAAUGGAAAGCGUGUGGGUCAGUCAGUGGCCACCAGCCCUUCAGAAGGCAGCGACGGGGGGAGCAGCGGCAGUCGCAAACCCUACCCUCUCCUCCCCUCCGUGGCCAGCAGGGUGGCCAUGAACGGUGCGCACCGACGCUGCAUCAGCCGAGACAAUUUGAAACUAGCGGCUGCUGCAGAGCGAGAGGUCAAGCGCUGUUCUUACCCUCUGAACAGCAUCACAACAACUGUGCCGGGAGCUGCGGCCCCAAACGGCACCCUGAAGAACUCCAUUCGGGAGCUGGACCACGACAUGAGCAGCACCGAUCACUCCCAAAGUUCUGUGGGUGUGAAGAGCAGUUUGUGGAAGAGCGAAACCACUGUGUAAUUUGGAUUUAUACAUACAUGAACGGCAGUGUUAUCUUUACAGCUUUUUAAAUGAGGAGACUAUGUUGUAAAUGGCUUUUGGUUGAUUAUUGUUAUGUAAUUUAAGAUAUUUUAAAAAGGGAUCCAAGACCCCAAACUGCUACUUUUGUUUCAGAGGCUAAUAAUUCAGUGUAAAAUAGUCCCCAUUUUUAGACCUGUGUAAAAUGUUGUUUGUUUUAUUCAAGUGACAAUAUUGCAAUAUUGUGCAUAUAUUGGUUAAUGAAGAUUUAUGACUUAAGUUUAAUGAGAGAUUUAUUGUUUUACUUUUGAUUAUGCAUUUCAGAAGACUGUUCAUUUUAACAGUACACAGCUUUAUGCAAUUCCUUUCACGGUCAUGUUUGCUUUAAGUAUUUUUUGCAAAUGUGUGAGUGUGCAAGUGUGUGUGUGCAAGUGUGUGUAUGUGCGCGUGGGUGUGUGGCUGUACAUAAUCCAGUGUCAAUUAAAAGAUGGUAAGGUAUCUGAUUACAAA